Molecule: messenger RNA, 690 nt
Organism: Sitophilus oryzae (rice weevil)
Lineage: Eukaryota; Metazoa; Arthropoda; Insecta; Coleoptera; Curculionidae
Exons: 1
Coding region: 1-690 (229 amino acids)
Source: RefSeq, a predicted model, not a curated record
AUGCGUAUACCAGUGGGAGAACAUAUUUUAUAUUCGCUCAGCUUUGCUGAUGACCAAGUGGUGAUCUCUCAAGAUUCUUACGACCUAGAGUUUAUGUUAAACAGGCUACAUGAAGAGUAUGAAAGAUGGCGAUUAAAAAUCAGCUUUAAGAAAACCAAAUUUCUGGUGGUUAACUCAAAAACCAAUUUUGAACUCCUGCUGAAUGAUGAAGUGCAGCUUAGCCAGGUAGAACAAUUUAAAUAUUUGGGCGUUAAUAUUAACAAAAGAGGCCCCGAACAACAGGAAGUUAAAAUAAGGAUUCAGAACGCAAAACGAGUAAUCGGAUGCUUAAACUCAGUUUGGUGGGAUAGACACAUAUCCAAGAGGAAUAAAAAACGACUUGGACAGAGCCUGGUUGAAUCCGUCUUGUGCUAUGGAUGUGAGGUAUGGACAGUUAACUCUGAUUUGCGCAGAAAACUUCUUGCCACCGAAAUGGAGUACCUCAGGCGAAGUUCACGAGUAUCUAGAAGGGAGUGCGUGCGCAACGAAGUGAUAAGAAGAAGAAUUGAUGCUCAGGACACGGUGGUUGAUAGAAUAGAGAGAAGAUCGCUGAAAUGGUUUGGUCACCUCAUGAGAAUGCCGGAUAAUCGAUGGCCAAAACGAGUCUUUCAAUGGGUUCCGCCGCAACGAAGAAAACGAGGAAGACCAUGA